AUAGUUUCAGUCUGAGCCAGAACGAAGACCAUAUUGAAAAUUCUUUCUCAUCGUUUCUCUUCCGUUUGCACGUGGUUGAAAAACCAAGAUGCCGUCGCAUUUAAAUUGGAUGAUAAUUCGUAACAACAAUGCCUUCUUGCUCAAGAAGCGCAACAUUAAUAAGCCGUUCUCUACGGAAUCUAACAACUUGACAAAUCUGAGUAGUUAUCGUUAUUCUGGGUUGAUCCAUCGUAAAAGUGUAGGUGUUAUUGACACACCUGACAAAAAGGGAUUCACUGUUGUAUACAAGAAAGCUAAAGCAGUUAAUAAACCUGCUAAAGCUACUGUAAAGAGCACAAUGAAAGCUGGAGCUCGUCGUUCUCUUCAUAAGUUGAAGACUUUGCUUACAGCAAACAAAUACCGUGUAGACCUUACUAAGGCUGCACUGCGACGAGCUAGCGCUGUGCUACGUUCCCAGAAACCUCUGCCUGCUAAGAAGACACGAACAGCUAAAAAGGCUGACUAAUUUGUAUACUUUAAUAAAUAUGUUUUGACGUAAU
Molecule: messenger RNA, 539 nt
Organism: Dinoponera quadriceps
Lineage: Eukaryota; Metazoa; Arthropoda; Insecta; Hymenoptera; Formicidae
Gene: RpL28
Product: 60S ribosomal protein L28
Exons: 4
Coding region: 89-505 (138 amino acids)
Biological process (GO): translation
Cellular component (GO): ribosome; cytosolic large ribosomal subunit
Molecular function (GO): structural constituent of ribosome
Source: RefSeq, a predicted model, not a curated record